CUACGCUGAGAGUUAGCCGUUCGCUAUCGUGACAGUACGUUUUAAAGCGUGUCUGCCGCGGCUCGUGCGUACCGUGCUUUCGUGAUGUCUAGGUGGUGGAUAGUGGUGCUGCUAGCGACCGGAGCGGCGGCGGCCGGCGGCCGCUUGCCCCGAACUUCGCCGCCGGCACCGCCGCCUGCGCCCUCCCCGGCGCCCAGGCUGCCGCAAAGGAAUCUCACCCUAUCGUCACGAUCUUCUGUCAGAAACAGGGAGCAGUAUAUAUUUAACGUAUUCGAAGUAAUAGUUAGUACUUUGGAAACGAAACUUCAACGAAUAGAAAAUCUUGAUAAAGCUGUAGAACAUCUAAUGAGAAGAGUUGAAGCUCUGGAUUCGAGAGUAAAUGACAAUAUUCACAAAACAGAUGCUAUCAUAUCAAAAUUGGGUAACCUCGACUUUAAGCUUUUUAGCCACAUCGGUCAAGAUGAAGACGAAACCUAUACAGAAAACACAACUACAAAAAGACAAAACGAAAAGAAACUAAGUAACACUCAAUUACUUGACAGGAAAUUAGAAUCUCUUGAUCAAAAAGUUUCAGAUAUUGAUACUAAAUUAGUAGGACUUAAGAACCAGAUAGAUAAUAACUUCUUACCGGUAGAUGAUAUCAACGCAGAAGCAAGCGAGAAAAAGCCAAUAAAUCUGAAUGUAGUAGAGAUCGCAAAAAGUCUUAAUUCAGAAGUUAUUAACGAAAUUACAAAAGAAGUGGACCAAUUACGAACUUCAAUGUCAACUGUUGACCGUAAAUUACAAUUUCACAUUAAUCUUGUUUCCGAAAACCUAGGCAAAGUGCUGUAUAUGAUGGCGGAUGUACACGCCGCAGUUGUAGAGCCCGAAGCGGCUUCAAUCAAUGUCAACAGUCUGUUCAAAAAUCGAACUACUACUAGCACACAGUCACCAGUAACAAAGGCCAGCAAGAUAGAUACUCUUGUAAAUAAAAUUAUACCAAUGAUGAGUGUCUCAGAAAAAAUGGACGAAGUAUGGGAUGUCGUUGUGGGAACAAAGAGUUCAGUCGAUGAUUUAGUGCCAAAAUCGGACGAGCUACUUACUCAGACACAACGACAAGAGCGUGCUAUUGGUCAGAUUCAUAACGACUUGAGAGUGAAGACUAACUUGAUCAUAGAAAAUUUGGAUAUGGUAGAGAAGAGGUUGAAAAAGCAAGAAGAUGACGUAGCAACAUUAGCCCAACGGCCAGUAGCUGCUGAGCUGCUUUUGGACCCCACUAUUGACCGACUAGUCGAGUACGCACCAAACCGAUAUCGCGUAGACGAUCCAUCCACAGACCCCAGUACUAGCACCAUGGCUGCUACUACGCCUCCGCCCUCGUCCACAGUAAACAACAGUCCGAGCAGCCCGAGUGGGUGGAGCUCAAGCGCGACAGUAACAGUGACACCGUCGAGCGGCAGUUCCAGCAACUCCAACGGGUCCGGCAGUACCACCAGCCCACGACCCGCCAGCCGCAAGGGCGGUAUCAUCUUCCCUAGUGUCAAGAACAAGCCCAUCAUCGGCAAUAAUACUUUCGCAUCAGAAAUCGUCGCCAACUAUAAAGACGUGAAAGGUUACUCGUGCGUCGACCUCUUGAAUGGUGGCAUGAGGGAUUCUGGUGUGUACUACUUGCAGAUUAGAGGCACCACUUAUUGGUUCCUGAAAGUUUACUGUGAGCAAAGCAUCGCGGAUGGGGGGUGGACUGUUAUACAUCGACGUGAUGACUUCGGCGUCCCCGCAGAGAACUUCAACAGGGAUUGGAGCGACUACAAAAACGGCUUCGGGGACCCCAGUAAAGAGUUCUGGCUUGGCAACGAAAAUAUAUACAUGCUCACUAACAACGACGAUUACAUGCUUCGAGUCGAACUCGAGGACUUUGAUGGUAACAAGAGAUAUGCGCAGUAUUCGCACUUCAAAAUCUACUCAGAAGCGGAAUACUACAAACUAGAGAUAGAUGGAUACGAAGGCAAUGCAGGUGACUCCCUAAACGACCCCUGGUACGGGUCUAACAACAGCCCCUUCUCUACCUACAAUAGAGACAAUGACAGAUCUUCCCUAAACUGCGCAUCAAUGUUGAAGGGUGGAUGGUGGUGGAAGUCGUGCGGUCGUGGCCUCAACGGAUUAUAUCUACACGACCCGCAGGACCUAACUGCCAGACAAGGUAUAGUAUGGUUCCGCUGGCGAGGUUGGGAUUACACGCUGAAACGCGCGUCCAUGAUGAUUAAGCCGAAAGGACUCCAGCCAGUCACGUGAGCGCUGUCGCGCCAAUAUCACACUACACUUAUACCAGCCUCUGUUCGCUCAUUACGUGGAUUCAAUUUUAUUGUGAUUCUUUAGCGUCAAAGAGGACAGCAAAUGCGAUAAUAUUACAUUUCGCGUUCACAAAUUUUUCGAUCAUACACCCGAGCGAAUCGCGUAUGCUUCUUAAAGAUAUCUUACGAUUUCUAUAUUUUAACUGAGGUGAAAUUUUAUGCAACGAUUCGCGAAUAUUUUUGUUGAAACUUAUUCGAAAAUUAUUUCGUUAUCUGAAGUUGUAACAUUCGAUCAGAUACGUACAAUCUAAUAAAAAACUGUGAUACUUGGAAUUUACAUUGUCCAAGACUCAUCAUUCACAUGCAAAUUUUCAUAUUACAUAUCUACUCAUUUUAUAUAACACGGCGAAAUCUCUGUGAAUCCAUGCAAUGACAUAGAACAUGGUAGGCAGCUGAACGCUCAAAAUGUACCUAUAGAUAUAUAUCUGUAAAUAAUUCUCUUUACUCAUGCGACACCGUGCGGUUUCUCCUUCUUAAAAGUUCAAUGAUGUAAAUAACAGUAAUACUAGUAUAUUACCUACUGUCAACGUGCCACAUCACACAAAUUCAUUAAUUUAUUACUCAUUUAACCUUGAUACAUAAAAUCUUCGUUAAUUAGGUUUAUAAUUUAGAUGUAAGAUAAAAUUGUAAUAAGAUGUAAAUAAUUAAUUUUACGCAGCGAUUAAUAGAUGCAAUAAAAUGACGGUGCCCAUACAGAUAAUUUACUCUUUCACCUUUUCUUUGGGGCUAUCUAUAUUAAAAUUAUAUUAUGUAUAAGAUUGAAAUUUUUUGACAUUUAUUUAUGUACAAUUUUAAAGGAAAUUUAUUUAAAAUGCGUUCAAAUGGUUCGCUUUAAAACUAACCUAUGCAAGUAUUCUGUAAUGUUAGAAUGUUUCUUUAUACAUUAUUUAACAUAAACUAUAGACACACGCACUUUCCUAUUAUUAGCACAUAAAUUAAAUGUACCUGAUAAGUAUCUGCCACAAGUACGUCAUAUAAUAAGUAUACUUAUUUAUACUUUUAUAUAAUAUCGCUAUACUUAUUUCAUUGUUUAUAAAUUAGUUUUAUAAGUAAAAUAAUGACGAAGCGUAAAUAUCGUGUGAAAGUAUAUUUAUUUUUGUAUCAAAAACGCGCCGAAAUAAACACUGCCAGAGAUUAUUGUAAACGUGUAAAUUAUUUUAUAUAAAACAUGGACACAAGCAAUUAAUAUAAAACAACCAAGCGAAACUGGUGAUUAUCAAUAAACUACUAAAUGGCUGUUUUUGAACGAUUGCUUGUUGUGUAUGUAAUGGUUGUGUAACUGCAUACAGUUCGGUUAUACUCGUACAUGUAUUAUUGAUAGAAAAUAAAACUAUAUUAUUUUUCA
Galleria mellonella (greater wax moth) is the source of this 3675-nucleotide messenger RNA. Its product is annotated as fibrinogen alpha chain. NCBI's taxonomy places the organism in Eukaryota, Metazoa, Arthropoda, Insecta, Lepidoptera, Pyralidae. The transcript has 8 exons. Bases 85 to 2271 code for a protein of 728 amino acids. The record is from RefSeq and is a predicted model, not a curated record.